CACAGCACUUGCGCUUCAUCACUUCAUCAGUUUCGCCGCUUAUGCCUUUCGUUUCUUCACUUGGUGGAUCAGGCUUCACGAAAUCGCCUUCUGACAAAAAAAUCAUGUAGGACAAGUGUGAGUGUCAGUUGAAAACACUUGUUGUUUCGUUCUUGGAGUAUCUCCACUACCUCUUCACCCACGUAUUGCUUUUUUCUGCCGUGUCACGAUUUCUCAAACGGAGAAGCAAGUGGGCUUAGCGGCUGCUGGGAACAAUGCAGCAACGCGUCUACCACUUUACCGGUCACCUCCCAUAGCUGCACUUUGCGCGAGCACGACCAGAAGAACUGCUUGUUCUUAUCCCAGAGACAAGGAAAUAAGGUUCCCGACCAACAAGAGUUAAUUUCUUCCGUCAUCCAGCCUUGAAAAUGAACACACCGCCGUUCUACAAGCUGCACACCCGCACGGGCUAUCAAAUGUAAAAAUGUCUGGGUCUGGAAACUUGUAAUGCUAAAAAUGAAUGAUAGACGCACUGCAACAAGCAGCUAUGCAUGACAAAUUUUUUGGCUGCCAUGUCUUACGUAUUCCGCAUGGCAAACUGCGUUUUUGCAUGACAGAUAAGAGGACUUUUUCGUGCCUAUGCAACACAGAUUCUCGAGUCAUGCCAGACAAGCAUGACAAACUUGCAUUCUUCCAGACCCAGACAUUUUUGCAAUCCAUACGGGCGGUGCGCCACCACCGGUGAUAGACAAGCAGAACUACUUCCCGAGUUCCUCUUCUACGUCUUUAGCCGCACCAAACUUGGACACCGAGCCGGGAAUCACAGGAACUUCUGAAGUAGAACAGACACCGCAGCCCAUGGUUUCUACGAGUUUGAUGCAACCGCCUAAUUUACUAGCGCAGUGGGCGAAGCGCUCGCACUUAACUUGCUACCACCAGUACGACCACCAGGGGAUCUGCCACCCCAGUAGGUGGAUCCAGGGGACGAGCAACACCUCGGAGGAUGCAGCCCUCAAGAAACAAACAGAGGGGGAAUUCUGCAGCAACCAUCCUCUGCCUCCUGACCGGUCGGGAGCAGCAGGUACUGAUGGCUUCAGCUCCUCCACCGGGGAAAAUAAAGUUUCAAACAACCCCGACGAGGACAACGACGAAGCUCUUGCCGGGGGUUCUGAUGAACCGGAGGACGAUGCCGUACUUAUCGACCUCUACGACUACGGGCACAAGGCGAAGAUCGGAAUUUCCAAGAACAAGCGGGCCGAACAGCAGGACGCUUUUUUUAUCUUCCAGGACGGCGAAGAGCACUACUUCGGCGUGAUCGACGGCCACGGCCCGGAGGGCGGCUGGGUCGCCGCGGAGCUCCAGAACAAGGUGCCAGAGUUUUUGCGCAGUUGCGACGGGGACAUGUUUCGGGCGUUUGAGGCGACGGAGGCGUAUUUAGCGGAGGACAGCCGGAGCUACUGCAGCGGCGCCGCCAUCGCCGUGGUGCACGUGAAUCCGGAGGUUGGUGCUUCUAUUUUGUUCUUGAGGCCAAUAUCGCAGAAUGAUUCAAGUCAUGUUUUCCGUAGUACCAUCAUAUCUGCACGUUGGAUGUAGACCCUGAACGGCAAGGGUUAGGGUGACCAACUGAAAUACGUAGUUUCUCUACACUUCAACUCGCUCAACGAUAGAUGUAAACCGCAUGACGAUCAAAAUUGACUGUUACGCAACAUGAAGAAAAAAACAAUAUUCAGAUCGUCGAGUGCUGGCACCUUGGGGACUGUCGAGUUUUGUUUAUCAACUGUAAAAAUGUCUGGGUCUGGAUCUGGAAGAAUUCAUGUUUGUCAUGCUUGUCUGGCAUGACUCUUAAAUCUGUCAUGCACGUUACCCAAGAGCUCCGUUUUUCUGUGAUGCAGAAGCGCAGUUUGUCGCGCGGAAUAGGCAACACCGAGGAGCUCAGAAACUUGUCAUGCUGGGCCAGCAUUUGGAGCCUCAUCAUGAGACGCCACCCAGCAUCACAAGUUUCCAGACCCAGACAUUUUUACAUUUGAUAUUGUUUGGCUCCCGUCCGUUGACGGAUGACCACUCCGUGCGGAACCUCAGCUUCCAUAUGCAAGAAAAAAACUGUGUAAGUGUAACUUUGUAAUGCAGAAGAUGCAACAGAGUUACACCUGUCAUGCCAGACAACCAUGGCGCCCUCUUUUUAUGUGUUUUUUCCCUUACAAGCCACGCAUGAAGUCAUGUAGAGCAAAUUUGUGAUGCUGUCAGCCACAGAUAGUCACACUAACACAGUUUUUUUCUUGGAUAUUCCAGGAACGCAUGUCACUGUCCACAAAAAGUAUAAUCGUGUGUUACUAAUUCUUGGUAGUGAAUUUCUUCGACUAGAUAUUUGGGCGGAAUAGAUCAAAAAUAGAUUGGCCGCCAAGCUACGAGCAUAGCGCGGCGCCUGGAAAAGAGAUUGCUCCGGCCCGCGAAAGUUGGCCCAAACACCACGGCACUCUCUUACCUGGGCUGUCAGGUUUUGGGGCCAGGUAACUAAGAGAGCAGCGCGGUGCUUGUGAUGCGAAAACGUCUUGGCCCGGGAAGGUGGCCAGAUAAGGAGGGUGAUCUUGAAGCACAAGCAGCACGCUGUGCUCUUACCGGGGCCUCUAGGCUCUGAGGCCCGGUAAGAGCAUAGCGUGGCGCUUGGAAAAAAGACCGCAUCGGCCCAAAAAAAAUUCGUCCAAACACCACGGCACUCUCUUACCUGGGUUGCCGGGUUUUGGGGCCAGGUAAGAGAGCAGCGUGGUGUUUGGGAUGCGAAAAUGUCCUGGCCUGAAGAGCGGAGGUGGCCAGAUGAAAGAGACACCCUUGAAGCACAAGGCCGCGCUGUGCUCUUACCUGGGCCUCCAGACUUUGAGGCCCGGUAAGAGCAUAGCAUGGCGCUUGGAAGGAAAAAGACCGCGUCGGCCCAAAAAAAGUUGGCCCAAACACCACGGCACUCUUUUACCUGGCCUGCCAAGUUUUGGCGCCAGGUAAGAGCAUAGCGUGGCGCUUGAAAGGAAAAAAGGCCCCGUUGGCCCAAAAAAAGUUGGCCCAAACACCAGGGCACUCUCUUACCUGGCGUUCCAAGUUUUGGGGCCAGGUAAGAGAGCAACGCUUUGUUUGGCUCCCGUCCAUUGACGGAUGACCACUCCGUGCGGAACCUCAGCUUCCAGGAACGCAUGUCGCUGUCCACAAAAAGUAUUGUCUGCUACUAGUGUAGUUUUUCCAGCAUGUCGUGAAAGUGACAUCUACGUUUGUUAGGUGUGCGUGAUUCAGAUUCUCCAAGCUGCGUAUUCUCGUUGGUUUAUCCGUUUGUGAAGAUGAUGAUUAGUAGAAUUUUUUCUUUCCCAAAAACAAUCCAGCCGGCGCCCGCUUUCUCUCCGGAAACACGCGCGUGACGCUCUCCGGCGCUCCGGGUUCGCUGGAGUUGAUGAGGUGCUUUGGGGACCGCUGGGGCAAGGAGACCGGUCUGUUUUCCGCGAUUCCGGACCACAUCAGAGUAACGAGACCGGAAGCUCUGUCCGAGCAGGGAAACCACGACCAGAAGGUGUCGCCGGACAUCCUGGUCGCCAGUGACGGUGUGUUCGGUGUACUGGACAACGUGGAGGUGUGUGAGGAGCUACAGCGCACCAAAGCCAGGUCGCAGGAAGAGGCUGCAGCGAGCGGGGGUAAGGGUUUUUCUUGUAGCUUCUCAACAAAAAUGGUCGUGCAUUGAUCAUGUCUACGUGAUGUCACAGCUGGCGAAUGAAUUCUUGCGAGACAGAAAAAAGUAAGUUUUGACGUCGUCGUCCUCUAAGACAGCACAUUGAUAAUUAUCAACAGCCACCACGAAUCCGGUCGAGGCGGUGAUGCGGCGAGCCAUCGAGCAGCGGUCGACAGACAACAUCACUUGCGUUGGUAUUUUUACCCGGAAGAUAAGGAGGAGAGCAAGUAGCCGCCGAAAAGAGGCCGGUCUUGCUGGAACCUCAAAUCGAAGCGACACCAACGUCGCAUCAAACGCCACCGCAGCAGCAGCAGCACCACCACCACUGAACGUAGAUCCAACUGGGGCCAGGACCACCGACAAAGAUGAAAGUAACCGGAAAAUGAAUGAUGGAGCUCGUCUUGGGGCGAGAUCCUCCAACCCCGUUGCGCCAACGACGACGGAAGUAAGCGGAAAUGGUUCCUCCUUGUUGCCCCCGAGGUCAUUCGACUUUUCGGUCGGUGACCUUCGUGACAAACGACAGUCGCGGGAGGAUGGCGCACGAACGCAUGCCACCGCCGCUUUUAGCGCAGCAGCGCUACGCGGCAGAGGGCUCCGGGCGUGACAAGUUGUCAUUUGUUGACUUCGGACUGUGGCUUUUUUGUUUCCAGCAGGCGGAAUAAUCGCAGGGAGUUCUGCAGGCUCGUCCUGUUUGUUGCCGACGAGCAGAUCCGGUUUCAUCUCUGAUCAACACAUUCCUUGCGGCGAAGCAGCGAGGUGUUGUAGAAGAACUACCAACUAUCUAAUCCUACUUGAGAGAGCUUGAGUGCGAAAGACAGAAAAAAAGUGCACGUGCUUCGCUUUUGUACUAAGAUUUUGCUUUUGUACCAAGGUAGUUGUCACUAUCACACACGCUGUGUCAGAAACAGCACUUGUAUCUAUCAAAUGUGAAAAUAAAUAGUGCUAGAAGGAAUUACCAUUGCAAUUUGUAUGAUGAUCUUGAACUCUUUCGCCUGCAACUGUUGUGCCUACUCCUAUCAAUGUACUUCUGGAGUUUUGUACUGAUGGCUGAAGAACUUGAGACCACAGUUUGUUCGCGUUUUCUAUCGACUGACUGGAUGCAGACAAUUUCGUACAAUCAGUUCACUUUGUGAACUUGCCCAUGAAAAUAGAUUCUCGUCCUCCAGUAGAGCUUUGCAUAUUGUAGAAUUGCGCGGCUAGACAUCAGACGAAAAAUAAAAAUUGUAGCAGUCAUCUGCGAAAAAUCGAGACGUUGCAGCGCAUUCCUUGUGCAUAAGUCACUGCUCUUUUUCAGUAUUUUACCCUCCUCUUCUACUAUUUCGACAUAGAUUAGCAAGCCGUUUUAGGCAAUUUUCAACUUGCAUUCAAAAAUUACAAAUGAUCACAACUGGAAAUAAAGUAGUUUGGGGAACUGUUUCAAUCAUGAAAGUGCCAUUCUCGGGGAGUUACUGUUAGUAUGAAUCAACAGCCUCCUCAUGAUCUUUCUUGCGUUUUCAACGUCAAGUAGAGCUACUUGGGAAGGUCGACGAUGCUGUGGAACAAUGGUGCGUUGCAUGUGCCUCGUCAACCGGAAGCAUUGCGAUCAUGUGUAGCCGUAUUCACUAGAAGGAUAGACAGCCCGAAGGCGAAGUGCAGUCUGUUGUGCUUCGUAGUGGUCAGCUUUUUUAUGGGGGGCAUUGCGAUAAUUAUUGCGAUACUAGUUUGUUUCAUCUGAAUGCAUUGUCGACAAGACGAGGAAGUGGCUGAAUCGAUUGGUUACCUCGUCAUCAACGAUUGGGUGCAAUAUCAUUUUCCGUUCUUUUACUUUUUUCCAUUUCUUUAGAGUAGUUUUACUGACUUGCCGGCGUUCGUCGCUGCAUAGGGUCUACUCAUGCGUGAUUACGCUUGGGGCGCAGUGGAUAAAUGGUCUUCUGAACAAAAGAGCUGUCCUGAAUAAUGAAAAACAGAGGUGUACACGUUUCGGCGCAUCUUCAUGCGGGACAACUACGGACGGAAGGAAAUUGAACUGUUUUGUGGUCAUCACAACAAAGAAACUUCUUGUCGUGCUGGUUUUUCGUUUGCCUAGCCAUAAGUAUUCCACCACAGUAUAGGUUACUAGAUGGUUCUAGUUGCUCUUGCACAGAAAAGUUUUUUGUCAUCUGCAAAUUCGAAUGGGACAACGCGACCUUUUCCUCCUGUCAGACAAUGCUGCCUGGUUCAACACCAGGCGAAGUGAGCUACUCAAUACGAUUUUUGUCACGGAAGAAAUGUACAGAACUCACUCCUGUAGAAAUCUCAACUGAGACUGAU
Messenger RNA from Amoebophrya sp. A120, 5971 nucleotides. The record is from the annotation of a GenBank genome assembly. NCBI's taxonomy places the organism in Eukaryota, Dinophyceae, Syndiniales, Amoebophryaceae.